AGCAGCGGUGCAGGACAGUUCAGAGGAGCAGAGAGGAGAGGAGCUGUGCGGGAGAGACGGGUGUCCAUCCGUCAACUAGCUGGAGGAACGCACACCAACAAACCCCUAUGGCUGCUUGAGAAAUAACGAUACACCCCCCCUCCCCCUUUUUUCUCUUUCUCUGGGACUUUUGGCUUUUAGUAUUGCCCUGACCAGAAGUUGUUGCAAGUCUAAUUAGUUGCUCCAGGUUGAAAAGUGAAUCCACUUGCCGUGGACGUCUCUGGCGGUCAUGGAUACGCAUAUAAGAUGGAAAGUUAAACGGAGGAUAAGGGACGCCCAAAUCACUUUAGCGGUGAUUCUGCUUUUUGUCACAUCGCAAGCAAGUUCAGCGGAACCAGCAGACCUCUUGAAGAUUUUAGAUUUUCACAAUUUACCUGAGGGUGUUACAAAAACAACGGGUUUCUGCUCACAUAGGCGGUCAACACAAGGACCCGAUGUGGCUUACAGAGUAUCCAAAGAUGCCCAGCUCAGCGCCCCCACCAAACAGCUGUAUCCAGGUGAUGCAUUCCCGGAGGACUUUUCCAUCUUGGCUACAGUGAAGCCUAAGAAGGGCAGCCAGUCCUUCCUGUUGUCUGUGUACAAUGAACAAGGCAUCCAGCAGCUCGGACUGGAAGUGGGCCGCUCUCCCGUGUUCCUGUACGAGGACCACACAGGCAAGCCCAGCCCGGAGGACUACCCCCUGUUCAGAGGGGUCAACCUAGCUGACGGAAAAUGGCAUCGAGUGGCCAUCAGUGUGCACAAGCAGACCAUCACCCUCAUUCUGGACUGUAAAAAGAAGACCACCCAGAAGCUGCUCCGAAGCCCCCACCCCAUCAUCGAUACCAAGGGAAUUGUAGUGUUUGGAACUAGAAUACUUGAUGAAGAAGUCUUUGAGGGAGACAUCCAGCAGCUAAUGAUUGUAGCAGACCAUCGUGCUGCCUAUGACUACUGUGAGCACUACAGCCCAGAUUGUGAAGUGCCAAUGCCCGACCAGCCUCAGAACCAAGACCCCAACACUGAUGAAUAUAACCCAGAGGAGGACAGCUACUAUUAUGAAUACCCUUACUAUGAGGAUGCAGAUAGCAAGUCUUAUCAGUCACCAACUGAUUCUGAGACAACCACAAAAGAAGUCAAGGUGACAGGUGGAGACAGCGUGGUGACCAAAGUGGAGGAGAUUUUGGGCGGCGGUUCUGCUGGCAAAGUGUUGACCUCCAUUUCCACUAGCUCAUCCUCUAGCGGAACCGGCCACUCUUCACCGAGCUCUUCAGGCACAGCAGCUGGCGGAGGAGACGCCUACGGAGAGGAGACCAGCCCUUACGACAACUACGAAGGCUACGGUAACUACGAGACCUACUACGACGAGUCCACGGCAUCACCUGAUGGCGACACUUCUCGUCGUGUCACCAUCACCAGCACCAGCAUUGGCACCGGGGGUGAGCUGGAUCUGGGAGCAGGGGGAAAGAUUACCUUGGAUGGGACUGGAGGAAGGGUCAUCACCAGUGGAGGAGGAACCUCAAUAACCAUCACCAGCAAUAAGACAACAGUGGGGGGUUCCUACGAUGACUAUGGCGAUGGAUAUGAUUAUGGCGUGGACAGCCAUUACACCACUGGUGGAGGCGGUGGCAGCAGCAGUACAGUUCACAUCGGUGGUGGAGGAAGCAGUAGCAGUACAGUUCACAUCAGUGGUGGAGGAGGCAGUAGCAGCACAAUUCAUCUUGGUGGUGGAGGAAGCAGUAGCAGCAGCACUGUGCACAACAGUGGAGGUGGCGGCAGCAGCACAGUUCAUGUCAGUGGUGGAGGAGGCAGCAGCAGCAGCAGUACAGUCCACAUUGGAGGUGGAGGAGGCAGCAGCAGCAGCAGUUCUACCAUCACCAUGGGGGGCGGUUCUGUGUCUGCAGGAGGUGGUUCUGUGUCUGUGGGAGGAUCUUCCACUGCUGGAGGUGGAUCAGCCAGCGCCGGCACCGGAGCAGGCGGGUCCAUUGCCACCGGAACAGGCCUGGGCGUGGAAGGCGAGGGUGACUACACGGAUCUGGAUGCGUUCAAGGAAGAGCACAUAUCCACCGACUAUAGCGAUUUGGACAUCUAUGACGCCUAUGGAGACCUGGAUUAUGGCGACAAAGACGGCAAAGUGCUGCCUGCUGAGACCGAUGAGUAUUAUGGACAGGUCGACGGAGCUCGCGGCGAGAAGGGACAGAAGGGAGAGCCUGCUGUUAUUGAGCCUGGAAUGUUGGUGGAGGGUCCGCCUGGGCCUGAAGGGCCAACAGGUCUCCCCGGACCUCCAGGUGCUUCUGGCCCACCAGGCAGCCCUGGAGAUGUUGGAGAGAGGGGUCCUCCGGGUCGUGCUGGUCUUCCUGGUGCUGAUGGUCUGCCAGGACCCCCUGGAACUGUCCUGAUGUUGCCAUUCAGAUUCAGCGCUGGAGGUGACUCUGGACAGAAGGGACCUGCUGUAUCAGCACAGGAGGCCCAGAUGCAAGCCAUCAUGCAGCAGGCUAGGCUCGCCAUGCGUGGCCCUACAGGUCCAAUGGGUUUGACUGGCAGGCCCGGCCCUCUGGGUCCUCCUGGUGUUUCAGGACUGAAGGGAGAGAGUGGAGAGGCAGGCCCUCAGGGACCACGUGGUCCUUUGGGACCCCCAGGACCUUCUGGAAAGCCUGGCAGAAGGGGUCGUCCUGGAUCUGACGGCGCCAGGGGCAUGCCAGGACAGUCUGGACCCAAGGGAGACAGAGGGUUCGAUGGCCUGGCUGGACUUCCUGGUGAAAAAGGACACAGAGGUGAACCUGGCCCCUCCGGACCUCCUGGUGCUCCUGGAGAGGAUGGAGAGAGGGGAGAUGAUGGAGAGAUCGGACCCAGGGGACUUCCUGGUGAACCAGGGCCCCGUGGUUUGCUGGGACCAAAAGGACCUCAGGGACCUCCUGGACCCCCUGGUGUUACUGGAAUGGAUGGCCACCCUGGACCCAAAGGAAACAUAGGACCUCAAGGAGAGCCAGGACCUCCUGGACAGCAAGGCAACCCAGGUGCCCAGGGACUUCCAGGGCCCCAAGGAGCCAUCGGACCUCCUGGAGAGAAGGGUCCUACUGGAAAACCCGGUUUGCCAGGAAUGCCAGGAGCUGAUGGUCCUCCGGGUCACCCUGGAAAGGAGGGGCCUUCUGGAGAGAAAGGACACAUGGGCCCGGCUGGCCCUCAAGGACCCAUUGGUUAUCCUGGGCCCCGAGGCGUGAAGGGAGCUGACGGUGUUCGUGGUCUUAAAGGAAAUAAGGGUGAAAAGGGAGAAGACGGCUUCCCCGGCUUCAAGGGAGAUAUGGGUAUCAAGGGCGACAGGGGAGAGAUUGGAUCCGCAGGACCCAGAGGAGAAGAUGGUCCUGAGGGACCAAAGGGUCGCUCAGGUCUACCAGGAGACGCCGGUCCUCUUGGGCCAAGUGGUGAGAAGGGUAAACUUGGAGUUCCCGGAUUGCCAGGAUACCCAGGAAGACAAGGACCAAAGGGAUCUCAGGGUUUCCAAGGUUUCCCUGGCGCCAAUGGAGAGAAAGGAACUCGGGGAACAGCAGGAAAGCCUGGCCCACGCGGACAGAGAGGACCAACGGGCCCUCGAGGAGAGAGAGGACCAAGAGGACCAACAGGAAAAGCUGGACCAAAGGGCAACUCAGGAAAUGACGGCCCACCAGGACCUCCAGGAGAGAGGGGUCUGCCAGGCCCUCAGGGACCAACAGGUUUCCCAGGACCAAAGGGCCCACCUGGGCCUGCGGGGAAAGACGGACUCCCUGGACAUCCUGGACAGAGAGGAGAGACUGGAUUCCAAGGCAAGACUGGCCCUCCUGGUCCUCCAGGCGUGGUUGGACCUCAGGGACCAACAGGUGAGACUGGACCAAUGGGAGACCGGGGCCACCCUGGACCCCCAGGCCCACCUGGUGAGCAGGGUCUCCCUGGAGCAGCUGGAAAAGAAGGAGCCAAGGGUGACCCUGGUCCUGCUGGCCCAGCAGGUAAAGAUGGCCCUCCUGGGCCAAGAGGUUUCCCUGGAGAGAGAGGUCUGCCUGGCCCUGUGGGGGCUCAUGGCCUGAAAGGGAAUGAGGGUCCUCACGGCCCACCUGGCCCUGCUGGUUCUCCUGGCGAGCGUGGUCCUGCUGGCCCAGCCGGACCCACAGGUCUCCCUGGACGUCCUGGCCCUCAGGGACCUCCAGGCCCUGCUGGAGAGAAAGGCGGACCGGGAGAGAAAGGACCUCAAGGCCCAGCUGGAAGAGAUGGUAUUCAGGGACCUGUGGGUCUGCCAGGACCUGGAGGACCUCCUGGACCACCUGGAGAGGAUGGAGACAAGGGAGAGAUUGGAGAGCCAGGCCAGAAAGGAAGCAAAGGUGACAAAGGAGAACAUGGUCCACCUGGUCCUACUGGUCCUCAAGGACCUGUUGGAGCACCUGGUCCUGCUGGUGCAGAUGGUGAGCCUGGUCCCAGAGGUCAGCAGGGUCUGUUUGGCCAGAAGGGAGAUGAAGGAUCGAGGGGUUUCCCUGGACCUCCAGGCCCAGUCGGGCUGCAGGGCUUGCCUGGUCCACCUGGUGAGAAAGGUGAAACUGGAGACGUCGGUCAGAUGGGUCCACCCGGUCCCCCUGGUCCCAGAGGCCCCUCAGGACCCCCAGGAGCCGAUGGCCCUCAGGGACCUCCUGGUGGUAUUGGAAACCCUGGUGCUGUUGGAGAAAAGGGAGAUGCUGGUGAGUCAGGAGAGCCGGGUCUUCAGGGAGAAGUUGGCCCACCAGGUCCAAGAGGAGAACGAGGAGAAAAGGGAGAGUCCGGUCCGGCUGGUGCAGCUGGACCUCCCGGCCCUAAGGGUCCCCCUGGAGAUGAUGGUCCCAAAGGCAGUCCUGGUCCAAGUGGAUUCCCCGGUGACCCUGGUCCCCCUGGAGAGCCCGGUCCAGCUGGGUUAGACGGUCCACCUGGUGACAAGGGAGAUGAUGGAGAGGCUGGUCAGGCUGGUUCUCCUGGACCCACUGGAGAGUCUGGUCCCUCUGGACCACCAGGAAAGAGAGGACCCCCUGGAGCUGCUGGACCUGAGGGAAGACAAGGAGAGAAGGGAGCCAAGGGAGAGCCUGGCUUGGAAGGUCCCCAAGGAAAGACGGGUCCUGUUGGUCCUCAAGGAUCACCUGGCAAGCCUGGUUCUGAAGGUCUCAGGGGUAUCCCUGGCCCAGUUGGAGAACAAGGUCUACCCGGUUCCCCAGGCCCAGAUGGACCUCCCGGACCUAUGGGUCCUCCUGGUUUACCCGGUCUGAAAGGAGACUCUGGUGUCAAAGGAGAAAAGGGCCAUCCAGGUCUUAUUGGUCUUAUCGGACCCCCAGGUGAACAGGGAGAAAAAGGUGACAGGGGUCUUCCUGGUCCUGCGGGAUCACACGGUUCCAAAGGAGACACUGGUAUUGCAGGUCCUUCAGGUCCACUUGGUCCCCUUGGUCCCCCUGGAUUACCUGGUCCUCCUGGUCCCAAAGGUGCUAAAGGGUCGUCGGGUCAAACUGGACCAAAGGGAGAGACUGGUUCACCUGGACCUCCUGGCCCACCUGGACCUCCCGGCGAUGUUAUCCACCCACUCCCCAUCCAGGCCCCCAUUAAGGGCAGAGCUCGCAGGAACAUCGAUGCCAGCCAGAUGAUGGACGACGCAGCCGUCGAUGCCAACUACAAGGACUACGACGACGGCAUGGAGGAAAUCUUUGGCUCGCUCAACUCUCUUAAGCUGGAGAUCGAGCAGAUGAAGCACCCGCUGGGCACACAGGGCAACCCCGCUCGUACCUGCAAGGACCUGCAGCUCUGCCACCCUGAUUUCCCAGAUGGUGAGUACUGGAUUGAUCCAAACCAGGGCUGCUCUCGGGACUCCUUCAAGGUUUACUGCAACUUCACAGCAGGUGGAGAGAGCUGCAUCUUCCCGGAUAAGAAGUCUGAAGGGAGCAAAAUGGCAAAAUGGCCCAAAGACUCGCCAGGCACAUGGUAUAGUCACUACAAGAGAGGUUCCCUGCUCUCCUACGUGGAUGUGGAGGGAAACCCCAUCGGCGUGGUCCAGAUGACUUUCUUGCGGUUGCUGAGCGCAGCAGCCAGACAGAACAUGACGUACAACUGCUACCAGUCGGUGGCCUGGCACGACCAGGACCAGGACAACUACGACAAGGCCAUCCGCUUCCUGGGCUCCAACGAUGAGGAGAUGUCUUACGAUAACAACCCCUACAUCCGCGCCCUGGUCGAUGGCUGUGCGUUGAAAAAGGGCUAUGAAAAGACAGUACUUGAGAUCAACACGCCAAAGGUGGAGCAGGUGCCAUUUGUGGACAUCAUGUUCAACGACUUUGGCGGCUCCACGCAGAAGUUCGGAUUCGAAGUGGGCCCUGUCUGUUUCAUCGGCUAAGACUGUUUACUGAGCAAAUGGAGAAAAAAAAAAAGCAUAUAUUUGUUUUCUCAGAAAAAAAAAAACAAUUGAAAAAAGAAUAGGACAAUUCUAUUUGUAAAAAAGUAACUUUUUUUUUCCAUAAAGCAACAAGUACGAGUAAAAUGAAAUCAAGUUGAGAAUACAGUGAAAUUCUAUAGGAAUAGAGGAAAACAAAAUAACCUUGAAACCUCAGUGCGCCUUCUCCAUCACAUGCAAGUUUUGAAACUGGAUGUCAGAUCCUGCCUCCUGUACGACACACUCGCACGCACACGACCCCGCGUCAUCACACUCGAUUUAGUCUUUUUUGACCCAAACAUCGAAGGCGACCCUGAGAGCUGCAGCCGUUCCAGACGCUCGCAGCAUUUGCCAUGGACUCCAUCAGAUUUGGCUCUUUUCUGUAGUUUUCAUGUUCUCCCUCAUCUCCCUGGCUUUUUUUCCGCUUGUCUUUUGUUGGUUUGUUUGCUCAUUCACUACGGGAGCUUUGUUUGUGCAUAAUUGUCUCCCCAUUCUCUUGGAAUGGAUCUUAUAUAUAUAAAUAUAUAUAAAUAAUUUUUAUGUUUGUAAGUACAUUCUGUAUAUUUUUCCUGGUAAUGUUUAUUGCUUCUGGCUUCAAAACAUGCAUGUGACUUUAUUAAUUGUGAGGUAGGAGACAAUGGAUACGGGGAUAACAUCUAAAUUGUAGAAAUAUAUCGAAAGCGAGGAAAUUUGACUUGUAAAUUGAAAAACGGAAGAACAAAAAAAAAAGAAAUUGGGAAGUCCUGUCUUGCUGCGGUUGUGGAGCACACCUUGUUGUAAUUUAAGAACAGAAUGGAAAUAAAAGACGAAAACAAGCUCUGUGAUAUUAUGUGACAGUUUGAUUUGCGUAACGAAGAAAAAAUUAAGACAUUCCUCCUUCUGUGGCCUCUGAAUAGAACACCUACCUUGGUGGCAGUAUCAUUAACUUAAUAAACAGCUUCUGUCAUUUUUUUUCCUCAAACACUCAUCGAUCUGACUAUGCAAUGGGAGAUGAUGUCGCAUUUAAAUGAAAACACAAAGAAAUCAAAACCUAGGUGCUAUUUUCUCUCUUCUGUGGUGCUAUGUAUUUUUCUAGUUUUUGUUGUUUGAAUGAAAGGAAAUUUGUGGUGAUGAUAUUCCGUCACCAGCUGCCCCUUGACUCUCUUAACCACCACGUCUGACGCAGGUGGAUCUUUGCUGAAUCCAUUUUGUUUUUGUUUGUUUCGUUUUUUUUCUUUCGUGUUCAGCGGUGGUGUUUGCAUGCCGUUUCUCUACGUAUCCACUCACAGAUCAGUGCAGCAUGCCGGCGUAUGUUAUCUCCUGCUUCAGCGGACCGCACAGAUCACAAACUUGUACCAAAUGUGGGGAUAAGGAGAGGAAGCUAAGACGGUGCUGUUUGCUUUGCAUAUCAUUGCUCUUAAGACGCUGCAUUAUGGCUCUUGCUGCCGGAUCAUCUGUGCCACAUCAGACUGGUGGAGACGUGGACAUGUUGUGAUUGGGCCAAAGCGUCCAAAAGGAUGUGGUCCAAAGUUGCGUGUGGUGUUUGAAACCCUUCCACCAAAGGUUUUCACGUAUAUAUUUAGCUUUAAGAGCCAGAGUGGCUUGAAAUCUUUUUUUUUUUUUUUUUUAUGGGAAACAACUUGAAAAGUAUUUCUUCUAGAUUUAACGGGAGUAGAAGCAGGUCACCAAAUUGGACAGAUGAAAGAGCAGCGUCAAAAAUUGCUUGUUGGUCGACUAUUUUGCCCUUAUUGUAAUUAUGCUCUUUGUUCAAACUAUGCACUCUCUAUGCUUAUGACCACUAGUAUCUACCACAGAAUUUUUACAGCCCUCCAUAUGUAGGUUUGUUUUAUUUCCUUCUUUCUUUUUUCUUUUUUUUAAAUCUUCAAAUAUGUGACUUGAACCAUUUCUGUUAACUCAAUAUGCUUGUAGAUCUUCGGCUUUACUUUUCAUUGUGAUGCAGCACGCCCAAAUUUAACACUUUUUGCUCUCAAUAAAAAGGACAAACAAAUUUUUGUAAAUUUCCAGAACCAGCAGUGAUGCUGCCAUCGUUUUGUUUCGUUUUUGUUUUAUUUUGUAGAUUUCCAUUUGUCUGUCUGUUUGUUUGUUUUCACAGUCUUGUCAAACCUGUGUAAGGAUAAGAGGAUAGAAGUUAUAUUGGUUUUUAUGUCAAUAAAUUCAAGUUUACUGUG
Molecule: messenger RNA, 8583 nt
Organism: Chelmon rostratus (copperband butterflyfish)
Lineage: Eukaryota; Metazoa; Chordata; Actinopteri; Chaetodontiformes; Chaetodontidae
Gene: col5a1
Product: procollagen, type V, alpha 1
Exons: 66
Coding region: 269-6379 (2036 amino acids)
Molecular function (GO): extracellular matrix structural constituent
Source: RefSeq, a predicted model, not a curated record